Molecule: messenger RNA, 1344 nt
Organism: Laetiporus sulphureus 93-53
Lineage: Eukaryota; Fungi; Basidiomycota; Agaricomycetes; Polyporales; Laetiporaceae
Product: tryptophanyl-tRNA synthetase
Exons: 7
Coding region: 1-1344 (447 amino acids)
Biological process (GO): tryptophanyl-tRNA aminoacylation
Cellular component (GO): cytoplasm
Molecular function (GO): tryptophan-tRNA ligase activity; ATP binding
Source: RefSeq, a predicted model, not a curated record
AUGAUCAGCAGCUCUGUGGGACCGUCUGCCGAGAAGGCUGCUCAUUCUCACCCGCAAUCGUCGGAAACACACCCGACGCCUCAUGGCAUCAGCCACGCCCCCGCUAUCAAACCAGCCGUGGAUGUCAAAGCUCACGAGCAGGUUGUCACUCCGUGGGAUGUCCAGGGCUCCGUAUCCUCCGACGGACAGCAGCUGGCGAUCGACUACGACAAGCUCGUAGAGCAAUUCGGCACCCGGAGAGUGGAUCAAGCGGUAUUGGAGCGCUUUGAGCGCCUGACUGGCCAUCGUCCACAUGUCUUCUUGAGGAGAGGCAUGUUCUUCUCGCAUCGAGACUUUGACAAGAUCCUUGACAGAUACGAACAGGGCAAGCCAUUCUUCCUGUACACAGGUCGUGGGCCAAGCAGCGAUAGCAUGCAUCUGGGCCACAUGGUCCCUUUCGUGUUCACAAAAUGGCUGCAGGAUGUCUUUGACGUACCAUUGGUCGUCCAGCUGACCGACGACGAGAAGUUCUUGUUCAAGCACGAGCUCAAGCCGGAACAAACGUAUGAGUUUGCGAAGCACAAUGCUCGGGAUAUCAUCUCCGUGGGCUUCAAGCUGGAGAAGACUUUCAUCUUCAGUGACUACGACUACGUCGGUGGAGCGUUCUACCGCAACGUGUCGAAGAUCUCGCGGCAGAUCACGAUCAAUCAAGCGAAGGCGACAUUCGGCUUCAACGACUCCGACAACAUCGGCAAGAUUCACUUCGCGUCUAUCCAAGCUGCACCCUCCUUCUCCAAUUCCUUCCCCCACAUCUUCGGCACCGCCUCCAACAUCCCCUGCCUGAUCCCCUGUGCGAUCGACCAGGACCCGUACUUCCGACUCACGCGCGACGUCGCCGUCAAACUCAAGUACCAGAAGCCCGCGCUGCUGCACUCCAAGUUUUUCCCCGCGCUGCAGGGCCCGCAGACGAAGAUGAGCGCGUCCGAUGUCAACUCGAGCAUCUUUAUGACAGAUACGCCCGCUCAGAUCAAGAACAAGAUCAACAAACAUGGGUUCUCGGGCGGGAGGGAGACGGAGGAGGAGCACCGGAGGCUGGGCGGGAACCCGGAUGUGGAUGUUGCCUAUCAGUAUUUGGGAUUCUUCAUGGAUGAUGACGAAAAGUAUAUGCAGAUGGGAGAGGAUUACCGCGCUGGCCUCUUGCUGACAGGACAGCUGAAAGCAAAGUGCAUCCAGCGGCUACAGGAUUUCGUGAAGGGAUUCCAGGAACGGAGGGCGAAGAUCACAGAAGAGGAGGUGAAGGCGUUCAUGGACUGCAAUCGCACCAUCGAGCCGACGUUCGGCAAACGAUCUGGUGUCUCAGCGUGA